Molecule: messenger RNA, 1398 nt
Organism: Phytophthora sojae
Lineage: Eukaryota; Oomycota; Peronosporomycetes; Peronosporales; Peronosporaceae
Exons: 2
Source: RefSeq, a predicted model, not a curated record
AUGUCGGACUCGCUGGCGUGCCCCCUGUGCUUCGAGGUCUUCGCGGCGGACGCGGGCGCCGCCUUCGCGCUGCACGUGGCCUCGUGCGCGUCGGCCUCGCCGUCGCCGCCGGCCUCUCCAUCGUCGGUCGCCCCGCCGGCGCACUGCGCGCGCUGCUACCACGUCUACACGGCCGGCGCGCUGCCCCACGAGAUCUCCUUCCACGAACACGAGUGCGCGCGCCGUCAGCGCAACGGAGCAGCCGCUGCCGCUGCUGCUGCUGCACGCGCGGCCGCCGCGCCGCCGAGCGUGACGCUGUUCCCGUCCAGCUGCUUCCUGUGCGGCAAUGGCGGGCGCGGCCUGCUGCACUGCGGCGGCAGCUGCGCGCGCGCGGCGCACCAGCACUGCGUGGACAAGCUGCAGGCGCCCGUGGUGGGGCAGCCGCUGUCCGCGGCCGAGAAGAAGCAGGCGGCCGAGCGCUGGAAGUGCGCGCAGUGUCUGCGCGGCCUGCACCGCUGCCAGCGCUGCGGCUUCCUGGGCCACGAGAGCAACGGCAUGAAGAAGUGCUCGGUGCUCGAUUGCGGCUACCACUUCCACGCGCAGUGUCUGCCCGACGCCGCGCAGGACGAGGGCGUGCACGCGGGCUUCGUGUGUCCGCGGCACACCUGCGCCACGUGCGGUGCGCAGGAGACCGACAUGCGCAGAUGCAAGAGCUGCUCUGUGUGCCACCACAUGACCCACUUCCGCUGUCCUAGAGGCGCGGGCCAGGCUGGCGGCGCGACCGCCAGCGGAGGACUGGACCCGACCAACCUGUUCGUGUGCCCGCGUCAUGACGACGAGACGUCCACGUCGCCGACCAGCAGCCCCGACGCCAGCAACUCGCUGCGGCUGCGACUCGCGGCGGGCGACGUGGUGCUGAUCCUCGAGUUCAACAACGCGCUGCUGCCGCCCACGGCCAAGACGGCGGCGCCCGACGCGGCCAACCACUGGGGCGUCGUGACCUCGGCCGAGGAGACGGAGCCGCACGGACACGGCAACCAGUUGCUGAGUGUGCGCAUGUUCGCAGACGACAACGUACUGGUCGUGCCCAACCAGUACGCGCUGCGCGUCGCCUUGGCGUCUGACUUCCCUCGACCCGUGGAUCUCAUCCGUCACUGCCUGCAGCGCCACGCUAUGGUGGAGCUUCAACUGCGACAGAUGGAGCACAAUGUCGACGACACGGAUGCCAAGCGUAUCCUGAACACAAGCAACGCGACCUUCGCCGCACGCCUAAAGGCGCUUGGCGUGACUGAAGCCCAAGCGAGAGGGGAUGCGGAGCUGGGCCUCGCGCGCUGGCGUCGGUUCCAGGCGCUACCCGAGCCUCGCCAUUACGACGGACUCGGAGACUCGGCACCCAGCUAUCUUUACGUGGAUACGCGU